Messenger RNA from Ambispora gerdemannii, 303 nucleotides. Lineage: Eukaryota; Fungi; Glomeromycota; Glomeromycetes; Archaeosporales; Ambisporaceae. The record is from the annotation of a GenBank genome assembly.
AUGGCAUCCGACAAUAACAAACACUUUGACUUAGCAAAAGUUACAAAUGAAUCAUCAUCAUCAGAUCCAAGAACAACAAAAAAUACAAAAGAAUCCGAUUAUGAAGAUUGUUACGCGUGCAAACUUGUAGCCGGCACAGCAUUCAUUGGACUUGGUUUAUACGCGUUACGACAACGCAGGGCAAUGACUCAAUUCGCUAAAAAAUCUGAAGAAAUCAUACCGUAUUUGCGAUUAAGAAGUGUUGGAUUGAAUAUUAUUGGAAUAAGUGCAAUCGGUGCUGGAAUGUAUAGGAUCGCGUAUUAA